This is a messenger RNA of Daphnia pulicaria, 3214 nucleotides long. RefSeq names its product vascular endothelial growth factor receptor 1-like. Gene Ontology annotation, biological process: protein phosphorylation; multicellular organism development; positive regulation of kinase activity. The coding region runs from base 467 to 3196 and encodes 909 amino acids. Gene Ontology annotation, molecular function: transmembrane receptor protein tyrosine kinase activity; ATP binding. Gene Ontology annotation, cellular component: signaling receptor complex. Lineage: Eukaryota; Metazoa; Arthropoda; Branchiopoda; Diplostraca; Daphniidae. The transcript has 15 exons. The record is from RefSeq and is a predicted model, not a curated record.
GUGACGUGAAAAAAAGUUUUUUUUUAAUCAAUCCCGAAGAAAGGAAAGAAGCGAUUCGUUAUUUCUUUAUGGGUUUAGAAAAUUGGAUAAGAAAAAGUUAUUUAUGACCAUCGAUUGAUUUGAUUCAGAAACUAUCGUUGUGCUAUUACGACAAUCGCGCGAUCACAGAUAUUUUAGCUUUAACAAAACGAUAGAGAAGAGAACUGCUGGGCGGUUUAGCUGGAAAAAAAUUGGUGGAUGCGCGCACAUCCCCCAAUUGUGUUACAUUGGAAAAGGUCCAGCAACUACACAUUUCAGUUAAGAGAGCCUUUGUGAUAGUUGGGACUUUUAUCGAUUCAGACAUGCCCGUUUCGGCUGUCCAUCGUUGCGGAUUCAACAGCAAUCGCGGCGUGUAGAGAUCGGAACAAUCAAAAGUGCCGAGCGCGUGAAAAAUCGUGAAAUCAAAAGGACGAAUUUUUCGAGUGAAAUGGCGUUGGCCAAUUUUGGAAUGCCAAUCAUUUCAAAGAGAUCGGUGCUUGUACUCUUCUACAUUUUACUCGUGACUGAUCAAAGUGCCAAUCAACGGAUACAAAUGAUUCCCGAUGGCGACGAGCAAGUGAUCGACGUCAAUUCAACGCUCACGCUGACUUGCAUCUCCCAAUUGGACGAUCACGACAAAUCCUACAAUAUUUCCUGGAUCCUGCCGGAAUACCUGGACAAAUUCCCAAAAAAAAGUGAUGCUGCUAGACGCCUUCAAUUCACGUUCGGCGACAACGAAACGCAUUUGAUAACGACGAUGACUCUAAUCGAAACGACAAUCAAAGAUUCGGGCGAAUUCGGCUGUGCUGGACGAGUAAACGUCAGCCAAUACGUCUACGUUUACAGUGAAGAAAUUUACGUCUACAUGGAUCACAAAGAUAACGUCAAGGAUUUCUACAGUUCCAAACAAGGCGAAGUCCUUCACAUUCCUUGUAAGCGGACCCACCCCAAUGUUAACGUCUCUUUGAAUAUUGUCCGGCAAUGGGCCAGCAAAGAAUGGGCCGAGGACAAUUCAAAGGAUUUGUUGUCGGAUCCGGAUUCCAGCUGGUCAUUCAGUAGGGAAUACGGACUGACGUUAAGCGACCCAAAGAUAAGCGAUUCCGGCUAUUACCAAUGUGUAGGCACGGUAAACGAUGUGCCAAAUCACGAAAAUUUCCGAAUCAUUGUCAAGGGGAUGGAAUUGUCUCGAGUCGGGGAUCUGGAAGAUCCAUUAGAAGGAACUAAUGUUACUUUAAUCUGCCUCAUCCAUACCGACGGAGAAAAUCAAUUACGGAGCGGAUUUCCCUCGCCGCCAGAGUGGUACUAUCGGACGAACGAUACGGGAGAAAUGCAAAUGGUUAAUAAAAGUAACCCACCCGAAGGCAUUCACAUGAAGAAGGAAUAUGAAAUAAGGCUAUUACGUCAUCUCCAUGGCUUUUAUGAAAGUCGACUUGAUCUGAUCAACCUCAACAUUUCAGAUACGUACACCAACUUUGAAUGCAAAUCAAAAGUCCACAGCAGACAAUUAAUGACUAAAACGAUUGCUUUUGCCAUCAGAGUCGAGUUGGAGGAGGCCAGACCCAAAAAUUUAACUUGCAUCAAAUCAUCCAAAGAAAUUGAUUUCCGAUGGCUAAAAGACGGAGAAGAAUAUUUCGGUAAAGUCUACCAGAAUAAUGAAAAAUCCGAAUUGACGCUCGAAGGAAUCCCGGAUGAAACUGGCGCCUAUGCCUGUCAAUGGAACAACAGCGAUGGAGAGCCGAGGUAUCGCAAUUUCACCGUCAUCUUCACCGAAGGCCACUCGGAAAUGGAAACAGUUCACACGACAAUCACCGCGUUUGCAAUCACUCUGGCGGUGCUACUCGUUCUGGGGGUUGGUGUCAGCAUCAAACUUUACUUUGAUUUGAAAAAACAAGUUUUCCCGGGUGCCAGGAAGUUGCUCGAUGGCAAUUUGAAAGAACUCAAUCCGCAAUUAUCAAUUGAAGAGCAAACUGAAUUGAUACCCUACGACAAGGGAUGGGAGUUCCCCAGGUGUCGCCUUACGCUCGGGGUGACACUGGGAUCGGGUUGUUUUGGACGAGUCGUCAAAGCUGAAGCUGUUGGGAUCAAAGGCAGCAACGAAACUGUCAAAACGGUGGCCGUCAAAAUGGUUCGAUCGCAAACAAAUGUCGCCGCAAUGGAAUCCCUCGUUGGUGAACUGAAAAUUCUUAUUCACUUGGGAUCGCAUUUAAAUGUUGUCAAUUUACUGGGAGCCUGCACCAAAAGAAUUACCAAAGGUGAACUUUUGAUAAUCGUCGAGUACUGUCGAUACGGAAAUCUACAAACGUACUUGUCCAAACAUCGAGACAGUUUUAUUAGUCUGUUGGACGAUUUCGGCAACAUGAAAACAGACAGUGAAAUAGAAGAGUUAAAAGCGUCAAUUUUGCCUGAAAUCCCUUCGUCUGAUCGAAAUUCUAUCGCAUUGUCAGGUCGCUCAUCGAUAUGUUCGGGUCAUUUUCAAUCGCCGGAAUGGUGGCAUAACAAUCAGCAACGACCUGAUGGCACUCUAAAUAAAAUCAUUUCCACCCGCGAUUUAAUCUCGUGGUCGUUCCAGGUAGCACGAGGAAUGGAUUAUUUGUCAAGCAAAAAAGUUCUUCAUGGAGAUUUAGCCGCUCGCAAUGUUCUGCUGGCAGACGAUGGGGUGGUCAAAGUGGCGGAUUUUGGCAUGGCAAAGAAAAUGUACUACGAGAGCAACUACGAGAGAAAAGAACAAGGAUUGAUGCCAGUCAAGUGGAUGGCCAUUGAAUCGCUGACAACUCGAAUCUUUUCAAGUCAAUCCGACGUCUGGUCGUACGGAGUUUUACUGUGGGAACUCUUCACUCUGGGUGAAGUUCCGUAUCCAGGAAUGGAUAACGGCCAUUUACUCGUCAAAGAAAUUAAAAGUGGUUAUCGAAUGGAGAAGCCAGAAAAUGCGCCAAAUUUUUUCGGGGUAAUUAUGGCAAAUUGUUGGAAAACAGAGGCGAAUCAAAGACCCACAUUCCAGCAAUUGGAAGCGAUGAUCAAUGGCCACAUGGAAUCGUCUGUCAGCUGUCACUAUUUGAAUUUGACUAUCCCAUAUGGAACAUUCCAAGAAGACGAUACUUGCGAAAUUCCAGGCGAACUUUUCGUACUCACAGAUGAGUUGACAGAUACAACAGAUUCCAAACCGACAGAAAAAGUUUAAACAAAGAAGCAGAAACGA